Molecule: messenger RNA, 780 nt
Organism: Acanthamoeba castellanii str. Neff
Lineage: Eukaryota; Discosea; Longamoebia; Acanthamoebidae
Exons: 4
Coding region: 1-780 (259 amino acids)
Source: RefSeq, a predicted model, not a curated record
AUGCAGCGGAGCGCCGCCAAGGGCUUGUGCCGUCUCAUCUGGCGCAUUCGCGACGUCCGCGUGGCUGCAUGGCCCACCUUCGACGAGAUAAGCGAAGCUCUCAGCCAAAAGGCGCAGGCCAAUUGGACCCAAGUCGCUGAGGCCGAGCUCGAGCUCGACCUGCCUAAGUGGCUGCCGGGCGUGAAGCGUGUGCUCAUUGACCGUGUUGUCGACCCGGCCUCGUCCGCUGACACGGACCCGCGCCCCGGCUUUACACACAAAGGCCUGGAGCAGAUCUUCCUGAUGAGCCUGGGGCUGUUCGGGGACGACGCAAGCAGCGAGCUCAAGGACACCUUCCUGGCCAAGCUCAGCGAUCUCGACCUUCACGCUGCCGACCACUACGCAGUGAAGACGGCAGUGCACGUGGCCAUGGAGUUGGCUUCCGCGUGGUGUCACGAAGCUAGGCGGCCAAACCGCCCCCGCCCCCGCGGAGCAGCACAAGCCGUACAGGAAGAGACGAGGGAGGAAGAGGAGGCGCGAGGCAUUUCCAGCGUGGACGAGGAGACCAAGGUGGUCUUGUCCGCCAUUGUCCGAUGCGAGCGUGUCUGGGCCGACAGAGAGCAGGUGCAACAGCUGCGCAGGCUUCUGAGACAAAAGCUGAGAAUCCUUGGGAAUCCAACCAGGCGAGGACUGGCGCGGGCCCUGGGCAUUGCAGCCGAGCUGCCCCCGGCAACGGAGGAGGAGGCGCGAGAGGAGGCCGAGGAGAAGGCCGAACGCCGUCGGCUCUUUGGACGCAACUGA